Procambarus clarkii (red swamp crayfish) is the source of this 674-nucleotide messenger RNA. The record is from RefSeq and is a predicted model, not a curated record. Lineage: Eukaryota; Metazoa; Arthropoda; Malacostraca; Decapoda; Cambaridae.
AUGAUUGGCAUCGCUGAAGCCGUCUCUGAAGCACCAUGUGAUGGAGACCACUGCAGCUGCACCUACGUGUUGGAGGCGGCGCUGGGGGAGGAGGUGGAGAUGGUGCUGGUGGACGAAGGCACUACUGGUGCCGAGAACCACCCCUUCCACCUGCACGGGUACAGCUUCCACGUUGUGGCCAUGGGGCACCUCGGCGGCAAGACGACUCUGGCGGAGGUGAAGGCCCUGGAGGCUGCCGGCGGCAUCACCCGCAAGCUGACCAACGCUGUCAAGAAGGACUCGGUGACCAUCCCUGACGGAGGGUACACCGUCAUCAGGUUCACCGCUGACAACCCUGGUUGGUGGUUGAUGCACUGCCAUUUGACUUUCCACUCGGAGCUCGGUAUGGCUGCUGUGUUGCACGUUGGUAAUCCUUCAGACCUGCCCCCGGUCCCUCAGGGUUUCCCAGCUUGUGGUACUUUCAUGCCCCAGUUAUAAGGUUAUCUGAUCUGUCCGCAACUAGAAAGAUACUCGUCCAUCACGUCAGUGUGACACUCCUCCUGUGACCAUCAUCAGGCCAGCUCUGAGGAACUUCCAGAAGUGUUCAUCGCGUCUCGCUUCCUCCCAAGUGGAUCACAUCCAAUGAAGAAGGAUUAGUUAGAUAUCCAAACAUCUGCUUCUCCAGAACUCAUUCA